This is a messenger RNA of Radiomyces spectabilis, 2211 nucleotides long. RefSeq lists its product as uncharacterized. Bases 211 to 2151 code for a protein of 646 amino acids. The record is from RefSeq and is a predicted model, not a curated record. The transcript has 8 exons. Gene Ontology annotation, molecular function: protein binding. Lineage: Eukaryota; Fungi; Mucoromycota; Mucoromycetes; Mucorales; Radiomycetaceae.
GUUUUUUUCAUUUCGGUUGCUUUAUGGGUUCUUUUUUGUUCUGUCGCCACUCGAAAAUCGAUCGAAUGGCAAUGAUGAUUUCAUGGUCCCUUAUUCCCGUCGCACCAAAUCAAGCCACUCACCGAAUGGAAAAAAAAAUAGUGUAAUACCGAAGAAUAACGUGUGCUUGUAUAUCCGUGUGUGCGUAGCUUUAUUGGAACCUUAUCCCUCAUGUCAACGAAACGGGCUACUUCUUCGCGGUUAUCCGCCGUCACUUCACGUACGGACCAUUCCGAGAGCCCUACCAACGGUAGUCGUCAGCGUCAAUCAAAACGCGACGAAGCUAUCCGUAAAAAGUUGGAGCAAGAACUGUCGAAAAAGCGUCCCGGCUCCACGCGCAUCCGUCAAACACGUAAAAUCGCUGGCACAGUGUCUGCUCUGCGACCGGCUCAAGCAUUGACGGUGAAGGAGAACAUGCUGGUCAUUGAAGCGGCUCAACUCAUGGCGGCCAAACGAAGCGAUUGCGUUCUCGUGGUGGAUGAAGACGAACACUUGAGCGGCAUUUUCACUGCAAAAGACCUUGCUUACAGAAUGGUGGCCGAAUCACUCGAUGCUCGAAAUACGAUGGUGAGACAUAUUAUGACCAAAGGUCCCAUGUGCGUGACGGCAGAUACUUCUGCCACCGAUGCAUUGAAUUUGAUGGUAUCGCGCGGAUUCCGACAUUUGCCGGUAUGUAAUGAAGAAGGCGAUAUUUUCGGUUUGCUGGAUAUUACGAAAUGUUUGUACGAGGCCUUGGAUAAGAUGGAACGCGCUUUUGGAUCAUCACGUAAAUUGUACGACGCUUUGGAAGGCGUGGAAAAGGAAUGGUCGGGUAGCUCAGUGCAACUGGCUCAGUACAUGGAGGCUUUGCGGGAACGCAUGUCCUGCCCUGAUAUCAACUCGGUCCUGGAUGGUUCGUCCCCUGCCGAAGUCAAUUUAAAAACCAAUGUCCGAGACGUCGCACGUCUGAUGAAAGAAUACCACACCACUGCCGUUCUCGUUACCGAUCGAGAAGGUCUGGCAGGCAUCUUCACCACAAAGGAUGUGGUGCUUCGUGUGAUUGCAGCUGGUUUGAACCCAGAGAAUUGCUCCGUUGUACGCGUCAUGACACCUCAUCCUGACACGGCUACACCUCAGACGACGAUCAUGGAAGCCUUGAGACGCAUGCACGAUGGCCAUUACCUCAACUUGCCUAUUAUCGAAAAUGGAACGAUUCUCGGCGUGGUGGACGUCCUCAAGUUGACCUAUGCCACAUUGGAACAGAUUAGUAGCAUCCAAGGUAAUGAUGGUGAAGGACCGAUGUGGGGUCGUUUCUGGGACAGUUUUGGUGCUGCGGAACAAGGUGAAGAAGAAUCGCUGGCGUCUGAUCCCUUGUCGUCCCUUCAGCCUUCGACCAAUGCUAUUUCUCCCGAACCUUCUGCUUCCUUUUCACAACUUCAAGAUUAUUCCGAAAUCACGCCCAAUGAAUCGGCCAGCAUGGUGAACCACGAAGAAUCGCAUUCCGAAGUGACUUCGGCCAAACCCAAAGAAAGCACGGAAUUUGCUUUCAAAUUCACCUCCAUGGGCGGCAAAACACAUCGCUUCGCAGCCCCUGCAGGCAAUUAUGAACAAUUACUCGAUAUCGUUCGUCACAAAGUGCUUGCCGAACAUUUAGCAUUUACAGGAACUGCCGAUGACGGAUCCAAUGAAUGGUUGAGCAUCUCUUAUUUGGACGAUGAAGAUGACGAAGUCUUGAUGUCCUCCGAUGCAGAUAUCCGUGAUGCUGUGCAAUUGGCGCGCAAGAUGGGUCGCGACCGAGUGAAACUGUUUGUUCAUGACAGUGCGGCCAUCAAGGAACAACCUCCAUCGACCCCAAUUCCUUCACCUACCCCUGCCGAAUUCACCGAAAAACCGACGGCAACAGAGGAAGAGGUCAAAGAAACUAAACCAUUGGAAAAAGAAGAACCCAAAGAGGAACAGCCACAGUCGCCGCAGCCGCAGCAUACACGUGAGAUGCCAUCGUCCGAUGCCAACGAUGCUUCCUCUGUACUCGGAUUACCCAAAGACAUGUUAUUACCAGCCAGUAUUGCUUUCCUUGGCGUGGUGAUUGCCGGUGUGUUUAUCGCUUCUCGCAUUAGCUCUUCAUCUCGUUAAAAUGAAGACAAUGAACGGCCGGUAGCUCACUUGAUUAGAGAUUUCCAUAGAUGUAAUUUU